Boleophthalmus pectinirostris (great blue-spotted mudskipper) is the source of this 3319-nucleotide messenger RNA. RefSeq names its product ST14 transmembrane serine protease matriptase a (gene st14a). The record is from RefSeq and is a predicted model, not a curated record. Gene Ontology annotation, biological process: acrosome reaction; proteolysis. Gene Ontology annotation, molecular function: protein binding; serine-type endopeptidase activity. The transcript is spliced from 20 exons. Bases 162 to 2702 code for a protein of 846 amino acids. Gene Ontology annotation, cellular component: membrane. NCBI's taxonomy places the organism in Eukaryota, Metazoa, Chordata, Actinopteri, Gobiiformes, Gobiidae.
UGCUGGUCUCUGUGCAGGGCGACAUAUUGGGAACAGAGGCGCGCUGGAGAACACCACGAUCCAAGUGAAACCAUUUUAAAGGCAAAAGACGUACAGUUUGUGGACUUACUUCAAUCAGGAGUGCAGACAAACAGGUUGUGCUUUUGGUACUUUGGUCUCGGAUGGAGUACAUAGACAGUGGUCUGAGAUAUACCCCCAGAAAGGAUACAGAAUGGGAAGCCACAGACCAGUUCUUGCCAGUAUCCGAUCACAAAAAAUUGGAAAAGAAGAAGGGUCCAGGAAAAGUUGGGGCUGUGAUCGGUGUGGUUGUCUUUGCAGCAGUCGUAGCUCUUAUGGCUGGUCUUUUGGUCUGGCACUUUCACUUUCGUAAAGACAUCAGAGUUAAGAGAAUGUACACAGGCUCCUUGAAAAUCACCAACCAGGUGUUUGAAGAUGCCUAUGAGAACUCCAGCACUCCUGAAUUCAAAGCCUUGGCCAAACAGGUCACCACACAGCUUAAACAGAUCUACUCCAAACUACCACAACUUGCCAAAUAUUACGUUGGUUCUACAGUUCAAGCAUUCAGUGAAGGCAGUGUGAUCGCCUACUAUUUGUCUGAAUUCAACGUGCCUGCGGGUCAAGAGGCCGCUGUUGACAGUGCAAUGACUUCAAUCAGCCAGCAGGUGGAAAAAGAGCGCAGUUCUUUCAACAGACCAGGCAACGCUCUGGUGCUCGAUGAGGUGGUGUCCUCAGCACUUGAUGCCCGCAUGCUUUCAACAUCAUUCCAACAAUUUCUGAAGUUUUCUGAACAUACAAGUAUCAACUACAUUGGGAAUAUAGAGUCUCCUGGUUUUCCUAACAGGCCCUACCCUCCAAACACAUUUAUCCAGUGGCAGCUGAGAGCCGAUCCUGGAUAUCUUGUCCAGCUGGACUUUGACACCAUGAACUUGGAGGAAAAUUGCAAAAAUGACUUUGUGAAAAUUUAUGACUCCCUUGUGGCUAUUGAGAGCAGAGUUUUGGAAGAAUUGUGUGGUUAUUAUUCUCCCAGUGAACCAAUGACUUUCCUCUCUUCUGGAAAUGUCAUGUUAGUGACUAUGGCAACAAAUGACAUAGGGAACUAUCCAGGAUUUAGAGCUCAAGUGUCUCAAGUCAAGCGUGGCAGUAAAGGAACAACAUGCGGAGGUCAGCUCUCAGGUGAAAGGGGUUUUUUUACUUCUCCAAAUUUCCCCAAUUAUUAUCCACCUGAUACACUGUGUCAAUGGACAGUUACGGUCCCUGAAGGCAAGGCCGUAAAGGUGACAUUCAAUAAGUUUCUUUUGGAAGAGCCAAGACAGGGAAGUAAGACCUGUCGCAAAGAUUACGUGGAUAUUGAUGGGGAAAAAGUGUGUGGAGAGAAGCCAAUGAAAAUGGUGACUCAAACCAGCAAAAGCAACAAAAUGACCAUCACCUUUUACUCUGAUAAAUCCUAUGUGGACCGAGGUUUUGAUGCACAGUUUGAGGCCAUUGACGUGAAGAAUCCUUGUCCAAAACAGUUCCAGUGCAGAAACCAGCUCUGCAUCAGGUCUGAACUCAGGUGUGACGGUUGGAAUGACUGUGGAGACAUGAGCGACGAGCUUCAGUGCACUUGCAGUGCAAAAGAAAUCAGCUGCAGAAAUGGUUUUUGUAAACCACCAUUCUGGAAAUGUGAUGGCAUUGAUGAUUGUGGAGAUGGUACAGAUGAACUUAAUUGUGGUGGAUGCCCCUCUGGACACUUUACAUGUAACAACAAGAAGUGCAUUUCAGAGAAGCAGCGCUGUGAUGGGAGAGACGACUGUGGUGACGGCACAGAUGAGCGUAAUUGUAAUAGAGGCUCAGGAGUAACCUGUACUGAAACUACCUAUAAAUGUAAAAACAACAUGUGCAUCUCUAAAGUUAACCCUGAAUGUGAUGGAGAGAAGGACUGUGAAGAUGGCUCUGAUGAGGAAAACUGUGAUUGUGGUCAGUCUUCUUUUAAGACGUCUCGCAUUGUGGGCGGUCAGGAUGCAGAACAAGGAGAGUUUCCGUGGCAAGUCAGUUUACACGUCAAGAACUACGGCCACGUGUGCGGAGCGUCAGUCAUUCAUCCCCGCUGGUUGGUCACUGCUGCCCACUGUGUGCAAGAUGACGGCAAGACAAGAUUUUCUCAGCCUGGCACUUGGGAAGCAUACUUAGGCCUCCAUACUCAAAGACAAACUGGCAGUAUGGUGGUAAAGAAGACACUGAAGCAGAUUAUUCCCCACCCUUAUUACAACCACUACACAUUUGAUAAUGAUAUUGCAUUGAUGGAGCUGGACAGUCCUGUCACAUUCUCAGAUUACAUUAAACCUAUCUGUUUGCCUUCUCCACAACACGUCUUUCCCACUGGUAGCAACGUGUGGAUCACCGGCUGGGGCGCCACUCGAGAGGGAGGAUUCGCUGCCUCUGUCCUGCAAAAAGCCCAGGUGAGAAUGAUCAACCAAGAUGUGUGUAAUGACCUGAUGAAAGGACAGCUCACAUCUCGAAUGCUGUGUGCUGGAGUACUUGUUGGAGGAGUUGAUGCCUGUCAGGGAGAUUCUGGUGGUCCUUUGUCCUUUCCAUCCGGCGGUCGAAUGUUCCUGGCAGGAGUGGUUAGCUGGGGGGAUGGCUGUGCUCGAAGAAAUAAACCUGGCAUUUACACAACAGUCACAAAGUUUAGAGCAUGGAUACAAGAAAAAACUGGUGUGUAGUGCACCAUACUGUGGUAAAAUAAGUUCAUGGACUUAAAUAGCACUCCAAUACGGGUUAACAACAAAACUGACUUAAUGGCUGGAUUUCCAUCUAAACUGAAUUGUAAAAACUGCGAUUUAGCAAGCUAUAGUUUGCGAAAUGUAAAUAUGUUUGUUUGUGUGUUUUAUUUUAAAUGUUUGUUGCUGUUACUGUUUUUAUUUUAUGAUGGAGCCAGAUUUUAUUUGCUGCACAAGAAUUUUUUUUUAUCUCACCACAUACAAUUUACCUGUAAUUAUGUUUUUUGCUCUGUUGUCAUCACAUUCAUGUUCUUAUAGAUAUGUAUAAAACCAAGUGCUGAGCUGAUUAAAUAGGCAGACCACAAGCUGUGAGGACAAUUUAAUGACUUUGUACAUAUCAUUUCGUUUUUGAUGAUGGGGAUACAAGGAAUGUUUUUAUUUGAUUUUAACAAAUGUAGUUAAUAUGAAUUUAAGCGCAAACCCAUUUUACAUGUGUUUUAGUUUUUUUAAUCUGUUGUUGCCAUGAACUCAACUCAUAUGUUAAUAUGUCAAGUGUUUGUUAUAUCUGUGUGAAUAUGUUUUAUAGUAAAUGUUUUUAAAUAAAAUAAUUGUCAAACAAA